Scutellospora calospora is the source of this 544-nucleotide messenger RNA. Lineage: Eukaryota; Fungi; Glomeromycota; Glomeromycetes; Diversisporales; Gigasporaceae. The record is from the annotation of a GenBank genome assembly.
AUUACUUGAAGAAAUAGUUGAGAUAUUAAAUCCUUGCGAAGAAAUAAUGAGACAUGUUUGUGGUGCCAAAUACUCUAUUAUGAAUCUCAUAUAUUCUUAUAUUUGUAUGCUAAAAAAUAGAUAUGCACCAGUAGCUAUGAAUAGUAAAUUCAUAGAAGAUUGGAUAGCCCUAAUUCAUGAUGAUUCAGAAGAUUCAAAUAAUGAAUCAGAUAUUAGUAGUAUAUUUACCCCCACAAACUGUGAUGGACUUUUGGAAAAAAUAAGUGCUACAAUUUAUUUGUCUUUUGAUGAAUUAUGGGACAUUCCUAGUGAAAUUGGAUUAAAGGAAGAAAGACAAGCAAGUUUUCCAUUGCUUUAUCAGCUUGCUCGAAAAUAUUUGUCUAUAUUUGCGAUAUCGGUCCUAUCUGAAUAUUUGUUUUCUAAUACUGAAGCCUAUAUCUCAGCAAGAAGAACUCGCCUUGCACCAGAUCUAGUAAGAAAAAUGCUAUUCUUAAAAAGAAAUAGUAAUAAUUUUCUAAUAUUACUUUUAUUAGAAGAUAAGUAG